This is a messenger RNA of Homo sapiens (human), 11768 nucleotides long. Its product is annotated as KIAA0825. The transcript has 21 exons. The record is from RefSeq and is a predicted model, not a curated record. Bases 258 to 4016 code for a protein of 1252 amino acids. NCBI's taxonomy places the organism in Eukaryota, Metazoa, Chordata, Mammalia, Primates, Hominidae.
AGUGACGCUCCGGAGCCGUCGCCAGGGUGGUAAUACCUGGUGCAGAGCUUGAGUCUGGCCAGCGGGUCAGGCUCUUGCUAGAUCAGCACCGGAGGUGGAAGACUGGUACAUUUUACAUACUUUGGGAAAAAAAAACGUUGCUGAAGUUACUAGAAAAGAGACAGUUCUUCUGCUGACAACUCUUCAGGAAAUAAUUUUCUACCUCCUUAGGAUUCGAAGACCAGUUCAUUCUUAGUGUCUUCUGAAAUAAAAUUAGAAUGGAUUGGGAUGAUGAAUAUUCUCAUAAUUCUUUUGACCUACAUUGUUUGUUAAACUCAUUUCCUGGAGACUUGGAGUUUGAGCAGAUCUUCAGUGACAUUGAUGAAAAGAUUGAACAAAAUGCUGCAAGCAUAAAACAUUGCAUUAAAGAGAUACAGUCCGAAAUUAACAAACAAUGUCCAGGUGUGCAGCUGCAAACAACAACUGACUGCUUUGAAUGGCUAACUAACUAUAAUUACAGUACAUCUGAAUCAUCUUUCAUUUCUCAUGGAGACUUGAUAAAAUUUUUCAAAACACUGCAAGAUUUGUUGAAGAAUGAACAAAAUCAAGAAGAAAUGACAUUGGAUUUACUUUGGGACCUCUCCUGCCACAGCAGCGUUUCAUUCCCAUCAACCCUAAGUGGAACAUCUUUCCAUUUCCUCUCUAGGACGUCUCUUCAUUCUGUUGAAGAUAAUUCCUCUAUGGAUGUCAAGUCUAUGUGGGAUGAUAUAAGACUGCAUCUUCGACGCUUCUUAGUGAGCAAAUUACAAAGCCAUAAUGAAAUAAACAAUUCACAGCAAAAAAUUUUAUUGAAAAAGCAGUGCUUACAACAACUCUUGUUUCUUUAUCCAGAAUCAGAAGUUAUAAUCAAAUACCAAAACAUACAGAAUAAACUGUUGGCUAAUCUUCUGUGGAACUGCUUUCCUUCUUACAACAGAGAUUCAAAUUUAGAUGUAAUAGCUCAUGGAUAUCAAAGUACAAUGCUUAAGUUAUACUCAGUAAUAAAAGAGGAUUUUAACACACUAUGUGAAAUUUUAGCUCCAUCUUCAAUGGUGAAAUUCAUUAAAGAAACUUACCUGGAUACUGUUACAGAAGAAAUGGCAAAAUUUCUUGAAAAUUUUUGUGAGCUGCAGUUCAGAGAAAAUGCUGUUCGUGUGGUUAAAACAAGCAAGAGCUCCAGCAAGCAUAGAGGAGCAGUGCAUGCUUUGGUUACUACUGAAUGCCCACAGAAAGGAAGAAACUUCUCUCUCCCUUUAGACAAAGUCGAAUUCUUAUCGCAGCUCAUAAAAUCCUUUAUGAAACUGGAAAAAGGUGUUCAAGAAUUGUUUGACGAAAUACUUUUAUCACUCAAGAUAACCAGGGAUACUUCAGGAAUUUUGGAGAAAUCCGAUAGAGAGGUUGUAAUGGAAAAACCUAGAGCAAACGAAACCAAUAUUCCUUCCGAGCAAUCACUACCAGGAAAAGAGGCUACCUUACUAGAUUUUGGCUGGAGAAGUGCAUUUAAAGAAGUGUCUCUUCCCAUGGCGCACUGCGUAGUAACUGCAAUUGAAGGUUUUUCCACAAAAAUUCUCCAACAGGAACAGAAUGAAAGGUCUUCAGCUGUGAGCUAUGCUAUGAACCUUGUAAAUGUCCAGCAAGUUUGGCAAGACAGCCAUAUGUUUCCUGAGGAGGAACAACCAAAGAAAAUUGGAAAAUUUUGUUCUGACAUCAUGGAAAAACUUGACACAAUGCUUCCACUGGCUCUGGCAUGCAGAGAUGAUUCUUUUCAGGAAAUUAGAGCAAACUUGGUGGAGGCCUGUUGUAAAGUGGCAACAGCUGUCCUGCAGAGACUGCAAGAGAGAGCCAAGGAGGUUCCUUCCAAAGCACCCCUGAAAAACUUGCACACAUACCUCUCCACAGCGGUGUAUGUCUUCCAGCAUUUCAAGCGAUAUGAUAAUUUGAUGAAGGAAAUGACUAAAAAACCCAUAUUCCUGGUGCUUGUCCAACGAUAUCAGGAAUUCAUCAACACUCUACAGUUUCAGGUUACGAACUACUGCGUCAGAGUUUGUGCUACAAGCAUUUUACAGGAUGCUGAGAGCCACCACUGGGAUGACUACAAAGCUUUUUAUGAGGGGGAAAGAUGUUCCUUCUCGAUCCAGAUGUGGCAUUAUUUCUGCUGGUCUCUUCAUUACGAUCUCUGGACCAUUCUGCCUCCUAAGUUAGCCCAGGAGAUUCUAGUGGAAGUGCUGGAGAAAUCUUUGAGUCUACUGGCCUCCAGAUACGCUCGGGCCCACCCCAGCCGUAAAAGAACUCCACAGUUAAGACUUGAUGUCACAACAAUUUUGAUAUGCACUGAGAACAUGUUAUGGUCAGUUUGUACAUCUGUACAGAAACUUUUGAAUCCUCAUCAGCAUACAGAUGAUAAAAUUUUUAAAAUUCACACUCAUUGUAAUAAUCUGUUUACAACAUUAGUCAUUUUGACUUCACCAUUAACAGAAUUAUAUAAGACUUUUCAGCAUGGCCUGGAUGAGUCUGCUUCAGAUUCCUUAAAAUCAUUUUUUAAGCAACCAUUAUAUUGGGUUUCUUGCAUAUCACAUUUCUACCCUUCUUUACUCAGGACUCCAUCAGCUGGAGGACUGAAAGCCGAGGGUCAGUUGAAACUGCUCUUAUCCCAGCCACGUUGUAACUGGAACUUGCUUCUGGAAACCCUACUGCAUCAUGAUGGACUUUUACUGAGAAUCUUGCUGAAGAGCUCAAAACGUACCUUUCAAGAACAAGUUUCCGACACAGAAAAUAACCUGAACCAAGGACCCAGCUUGAUGGAAGCCAUCUUUAAAAUAUUGUACCAUUGCAGUUUUUCUCCACAAACAUUUGCAAACGUUUUUGUGAGCUACAUGGAAGAAGAGCAAUUAUGGGACUUUUUAUAUAACAUCCCAGUCUCAACGUGCGUGGAGUACGAGCUAGAGGUCAUCCGAUGCUUGAGACUGGCACUGACCGAUGCCAUCAAGGACACUGUACAGCAGAUAGUAUCUGUAAUGAGUUCUAGGAGAAACUGUGAGACAAACCUAAACAAGCACAUUGUUCCUGAUUGUUUGCUUGAGAGCAUGCCAAAGGAAUGGAAUUAUAGUCCAAAAGAAACUAACAGGAAAGAAUCAUGCAAAAGCUUCACAAGGCUUACUGCUCAGGCAGUAUCUAUUGUAAUCAGCAAGUUACCUACGGUGAUUGCAUGUUUGCCUCCCCCAGUUAAAUACUUCUUUUUUCUGUCUGAGAGAAAAAUGUCAAAAAAAUUUGUUGAAUUGAAGAAAGCUGGCCUGCUUGUCUGGAACUUGAUUGUAAUUAUAUGUCGGAUAUUUGAGGACGGAAACACUGUGGAACUUUUAACAGGUGCCUCUCUUGACAGAUGGAGUAAAGAAAAAUUGGGUUUAAUUUGUAUGUGUUUGAAAAGCAUCAUGGGAGACCAGACAAGUAUCCAUAAUCAAAUGAUCCAAAAGGUCAUACAGAGCAUUGAGCAGCAGAAGCCCAACUGGAUUGAACGUCAAUUGUUGAAAGCAAGGAAACUGAGCACUGAAUGUGCAUUUAUGACAAUAGAGAAAAGCACGGCCUUACAAGAAGGAGAUGUUGCUCUUGAACUGACUGAGCAGAAAAUAAACACGAUGGUCCUGGAUCUCUGCCACAAACCAGGUGGCAGGGAGUACCUGAGGCAAAUUUAUCACAUCAUGCAGCUCAAUGAGGAAUAUUUAAAAGAACAGCUGUUUUCUAUGAAUAGUUCAGAGGAAAAGCCAUUACCCAUCCGACCUUUAAAGACGACCUUGAGGAGUAUAGAAGAUCAGCCUUCUGCCUUUAACCCUUUCCAUGUGUAUAAGGCGUUUAGUGAAAACAUGCUAGAUCAGUCAGCCAUCACAAAAUGGAACUGGAAUUGGGCAAAGUUGCUGCCAAAUUAUCUGAGACUGGAUAAGAUGACCUUCAGUGUGCUGCUCAAAAACAGGCUUUCCUUCACCAACACAAAGAAACAUCUUUGAGAGACAGAAUACCACACUAAAAUCAUCAGGGACCCAUCCGUGGAUUUAUGCUUAGAAAGAAUGGAAGGUAAAUAUGUAGGUCUAUGAAGACCAUGUUCUUUCUCCUACUGAAUUAAUACAUCUCAGGCCUCUUCCCAGCACUGCGUUAUGCAUUUUUUGGGUGAAUAAUUGAAUGAUUUUAAUUUUGCAAGCUAUAAAAUUUUAUUAUAUUUUACUUUUUCUCCACUACAACCUGACUCCAUCAAGGAGCUCAACUGAUGUUUAUGCUUGAUACUUCAAGUUAGACAGGUAUAGCUUGCUGUGCUUUUUAAAGAGUAGCUAACAUAUGUAUCAUGUAACAUAUGUAUCAUGAGCUUUUUCACAUAAUGUCAGACUAAUUAAUGUAUUAUAUUUCACUGCAACAGGAUCACAUUAGUCUUGAUAACUUAAUCAUUCAGACUGGUCUAUUGUCUUCCACCAUGAACUUAAAAUGAUGUAAGUAUACUUAGAUGCACUGAAUUGUGAAAAAUAUAAAAUACGUAUGAAUAUGAACAUUUUAAAUUGUGAACCAAAAUUUGUCUUCAUUUUGUAUAAAUAACUCAGGUAGGUAACCAUUAAAGUACGGUUCUUCCUCUGUAUCCUUGGAUUCUGUAUCCAAGGAUUCAAUUAACCUCAGAUUGAAAAUAUUCCCCCCCAAAAAAUGGAUGGUUUGUGUCUGUACUAAACAUGUACCGACUUUUUUCAGGUCAUUAUUUCCUAAACAAUACAGCAUAACAACUAUUUUCAUAGCACUUACAUUGUAUUAGGUAUUAUAAGAACUCUAGAGAUGAUUUAAAGUAUAUGGGAAGAUGUGUGUAGAUUAGAGCAUCUGGAGCACCUAUGCAUUUUGGUAUCCAAGAGGAUCCUGGAACCAAUCCCCCAUGGAUAUCAAAAAACAACUGUAUAGGUUAAAAACACAGCAUAUGUUAACUCAACCAAACAUUUUAUUUAUCAUAUCAAGGAGAAUAUGAAUAGUAUUUUUCAGUGCACAUGGGAAAACUUCUAGACACUCUUCAAAAAUGAUUUCUUUUAAGAGGAAUGCUUUCUUUAACCCAUAAUUGAAGAAAGUAAGAUUGGUACUUUUAGAGUUCACUGAUGAAAAUGGGGAUAUAUUUUAGAUUGCUUUUUAAGUUUAUAAGGUAGAUUUAGUAAUUUUAAAUAAAUAUUUGGCCUGUUUCUUAAAGAACAGGACAAGUCUUAUGCUACCAAAUUCAACUACCAUGCUAAAUGAGAUUCAAUACAUGUCCUAAUUGUAUAAGGUUUGUGUUUGGACACAAAAAAUGUGGGCCAAACUGACUGAGUUGAUGUAUAAUUAUAAGUCUACAUGAAAAAUGCAAUUACGAGUAGUUCCAUGGAAUUGGAAACUGUGCUUUCUCACAUUGUCUCCCGAGUGCCUGGUGAGACAUCAGGCUUGGUGGUGGUGGAGAAAUACGUGUUGAAUGAAUGUAUGAGAGGAAGCAUUUAGAAUAAAAAUGCGUUGACGCUACAGGAACUAAGACAUAAGAUAUUCAAUACGGUUCACCACUGAGUUCUAAAAAACAAUGUUUUUCUACUUUGAUUUUUAAAAGAACCACAACUCCCAAGUCAAUGAGAAAAAGCUUCUGUAAAUCAGCCACUAAAGUCUUAUUAAAUCACAAAUACCAAAGAUGUAAAAAUCUAUCUACAAUUUUUAGCAACUCAUCAUACUAAAACUCAUCUGGGAAGAAAAUAUUCAUAGGAAUUAAAGUGCUUUAUUUAUAAGAGGCACAAUUAAGAUGGAUGCUCAUUUUUAGUGAUUAGUAUACUACCCCCUAGUUAAUAGAAUCCUCUAGCUUUCCCCAGAAGAUGAGGGUGAGCUAGUGCAUUUAGAAGAAAAUGGUACCUGUCUACAUCUACGAACAGCUUAUUUUGCAGAGCGGUAUAAAACAAGUUCAAUUUUGGUAUGUAAAAAAGCAUUAUUAAUAUUUUUAAGGAAGAAGAAAGAAAUAUGUGAAAAAAUGAUUACAAAUAUAUGUUAAAUUAUAAGGUUUGAUGUCUUUAUAUAAGGCAAAUGUAACAAUUUGAAUAGUAUUUAUUUAUUUAAUAAUCUGUUAAAAAUUAAUGGGCCAUUAUAGUCUUUAUUAUUGUAAUAGAGAAAAGGACUUUCCUAUUUCAUAUUUGUUCAGUAUGUAAUAAAUCUAUUGGAUUUUUAAAUGUGUUUAUACACAUAUAUAAUCACUCAUUGCUUAUUGCUGAGAAAUGUGUAAUUAGGCAAUUUUGUUUUGCAAACAUCAUAGUGCGUAUCUAUAAACCUAGAUGGUAUAUGCCUAUUAUAUACCUAGGCUAUAUGAUAUAGUCUGUUGCUCCUAGGCUACAAACCUGUACAGCAUGUGUCUGUACUGGAAUACUGUAGGCAAUUGUAACAAAGUGGUAUUUGUGUGUCCAAACAUAACUAAACAGUACAGUAAAGAUAUGUUAUUAUAAUAGAAAAAGUACAGUAAAAAUAUGUUAUUAUAAUCUUACAAGACCAAUGUCUUCUAUGUAGUUCAUUAUUGACUGAAAUACCAUUAUGUGGCACAUGUGGCACCAUAUAUAGUAUACACACACACCCACACAUACACACAUAAAGUAAAUGAAAAGGAGAAAUCAGAGCCUGGCAUUUUAUCCUAUAACCUAAGCAGAGUCAAAACGACUACAUUUUACUUAAAAAAGGAUUCUUUUCCCACAUAAUUAACAUUUAGCUAUCUAUCCUGACUCAAGGAGAUACAGUCAUGAAAAGCCCAAAAUACUGUAGCAUAUAUACUGCAUAAAAAAUACUGUUAGAUUUUCUUAUUGUAACAUUAAACAUAAUUCCUCAAUUCAAUUCAACCUUCAAUGGAGAGAAUUAUCCCAGCUUAAUGGAGAGAAUUAUCACUCAUCUGGUUGAAUAAGCUGGGAACCUGGGUGUUGUACUGAACCAGUCUUUCAUUCAUGCACCCCAUUUCCAAUCCAUCAUAUAUCCAUUUAUUUCUCUCUCUCCAACCAUUCCACUUCUGGUUUCAUUUUCACCACUUUAGUGUAAGGUACCAUCAUCUCCUAUGCAGAUUACUUCAGGAGCUCGUAACUGGCCUCUGUUCUUCUGUCUACCCAGGUCCUAUCCAGUCUCUGCAAGAACAAAUCUAAUUAUGUUAUUCUCUUGCUUUAAAAGUCUUCAAAAGCACUUAGAAUGAAAUCUCAACCUGAAAUCUGGCCUACAACUCCUGCAUGAGCUGCCCUGCCUGUAGCUCCAGUCUGAUUUCAUUCCUCACUCACUGUAGGUAACUUCUUAUGCCCCAGCCUGUCAUGGCCUUCUUUCAGUUCUGGAAAUGGUCUAUUCUCUUUCCCACUUUGGUGCCUGUGUAUGUCCCUGCUCUCUAGACUAUUCCUCAGAUACACCAACCCUCUUCAUUUAAGUUCUCAUCAACUUUAAUAAUAAUUCAAUGCUAAAUUAUAAUCCAUAUAGUAAAGAGUAAAUGUGCUCAUCUCCAGAUUUAAUCAAUAAUUAUAAAUUACAGAACUAACUUGAUAAGCUCUUUAAAAAGUGUCAAAGAAUAAUAAAUGUAAACAAUAGAGAAACGAUAGUAUAUGUAAAUGAAGAAUUAACCUAGGAUUUAUGAGUGGUAGGGUAAGAACAAAGGAAGAAUUAUACACAUUUAUUUGAAUAAAACCAAAUAGCUGAAGAAAGAUCUGAAUGGACAAAUUACAAAAUUCACACAAGUUCCAAGCAAGAAUCAUGAAAUAAGAUCCAUACCAAUACGCUGAAUUCUUAAAACAACUUUACUGUGGUAUAAUUUAUAUACCAUAAAACUUAGCUAUGUGAAUAUACAAUCUCAUUUUUUUUCUAAAUUUAUAGUUUCCAUCACCCCAAAAUGUUUCUUUAUACAAAUCUGCAGUCGAUCCUUGCUCCCACCCUCAGCCCUAAAGAACCACGGAUCUGCUCUGGACAUUUCAUAUAUAAAGAAUCAUAUGAUAUCUAUUUUAUACUUGUACUCUGUGGUAAUGUUUUUGAGGCACAUGUAUCAGUUUAAGUAGUUUCUUGUUAUUGCUGACUAGUAUUCAAUUCUUUUAAAUGUAUUGAUACUUAUUUAAUGGCCUAGCAUAUGAUCCAUAUUGGAGAAUGUUCCAUUUUUGCUUGAAAAGAAUGUGUAUUCUCUGUUGGUGGGAGUGUAAAUUAGUUCCGCCAUUGUGGAAGACAGUGUGGUGAUUCCUCAAAAAUCUAGAACUAGAAAUACCAUUUGGCCCAGCAAUCUCAUUACUGGGUAUAUACCCAAAGGAUUAUAAAUCAUUCUCCUAUAAAGACACAUGAACACGUAUGCUUACUGCGGCACUAUUCACAACAGCAAAGACUUGGAACCAACCCAAAUGUCCAUCAAUGAUAGACUAGAUAAAGAAAAUGUGGCACAUAUACACCAUGGAAUACUAUGCAGCCAUAAAAAAGGAUGAGUUCUUGUCCUUUGCAGGGACAUGGAUGAAGCUGGAAACCAUCAUUCUCAGCAGACUAACACAGGAACGGAAAACCAAACACUGCAUGUUCUCACUCAUAAGUGAGAGUUGAACAAUGAGAACACAUGGACACAAGGAGGGGAACAUUACACACUAGGGCCUGUUUGGGGGGUGGGGGGCUAGGGGAGGGAUAGCAUUAGGAGAAAUAUGUAAUGUAGAUGACGGGUUGAUGGGUGCAGCAAACCACCAUGGCAUGUGUAUAUCUAUGUAACAAAACAUGCACAUUCUGCACAUGUAUCCCAGAACUUAAAGUAUAAAAAAAAAAAAAAGAAAGAAAAGAAUGUGUAUUGUACUAUCAUUGGGUGCUCACUUCUAUAGCUAUUAGUAGAGACAGGGUUUCACCAUGUCGGCUAGGCUGGUCUCAAACUCCUGACCUCAGGUGAUCCACCCGCCUCAGCCUCCCUAAGUGCUCAGAUUACAGGUGUGAGCCACUGUGCCUGGCUGCAAUGAUUUAUGAAACCAGUGUAACCUUGACACUAAAUCCUAAUGAAGAUAAUUCUCCUGGAAACUGUAGACAAUUAUAAAUGAGAAUAUACUAAGCCAUAUAUGAGCAAAUCAAAUUUGACACAACAUUAUGGAACAAUGCAAUGCAAUUAACUUAGCUUUAUCUUAAAAAGUUAGUGAUUAUUUAAAAUAUUAUGGCAGUCUGGCAGGGUCAAAUUAAAAAGCCAUGUGAUAAUUUUAGUAAGUGACUCAAUAAUAUUAAUACACUUCCUGAUAAAAAUUCUUAGUUAUCUAAAACUGAGGUGGAUAUUCCUUUAACUUAAUCUCAACCUAAUCAUUUUCAUCAUAAUCAAUAUGGUAAGAGCUAAUCUUAUUAAAAUGGGAAUAGGAUAAAUGCUUGAUAUAAUCAAUUAUUAUUUCAUAUUAUUAUUUAGGUUUUAACUCUUGUGGUAAGAGAGGAAAUAUGUGUAAGUAGUAUAAUUUGGGGAGAAAAUGAUAUACUAUGAUAAUUAUUUCCAAUAUGAUAUUUUUACAUAUAAAAUUAAUGUGAGAAACAGAAUUAAAGAGAGAUCAGUUAUAAAGCCAGUUUAAAAAUAAUUGUACAAAAUUAAUAUUUUCUUUAUAUGGUGGCAAUACACUGAAAAUAUGAGAAAUAACAGUAACAUCACUAAUCCAAGAUCACUUGGUACACUCUAUGAGAAAUAUACAUAAUCUAUAUUAAGAAAAAUGUAAGAUUAGACUGAAACAAAAGAUAAUAAAUGAAGACAUAUAGCAUGUUCCAAAGUAGGAAAAUUGAAUAUCAUAAAGAUGUUAUUUUUCCAAACUUAAUUUCUAGUUUUACUGCAAUUUCUCUCCAAACCUCUACUGAACUUUGGGGGACAGUAAAGUGAGAAACUUGAUGACUAAUUCUAAAUUCAUAUUGAGGAGUAAAUAACAAUAGCUAUUUUUAUUUUAGAAGAUAAGUAAUGAGGGGGUAAUCGAACAACCAGAUAUUAAACACAUAAAAAAAUCUGCAAUAGUUGAAAGUAUAGAAUUCAUUCAAGAAUUGACAAAUGAACAGAACAAAUCCUGGUUUUAUUCAGUUUAAUAUCUGUGUAAGUCCCUGAGACUUUGAAGUUGUUACAGCAUCAUAAUUUGGUGUAUCAUGAUACACCUUCUGUUUUCUGUGAGAUAGGAUCCUGUAUUUUAAACAGAAUUACAUGCCAAAAUUAAAGCAUGUUGCUCUUCUGAGUUUGAAGAUCUCACCAAAUGGAGAGUGACUUUCCAUUACCAUGAUAAAGCUAGACUUUAAAAAGUAGUUUGUGGCCGGGUGUGGUGACUCACACCUGUAAUCCCAGCAGUUUGGGAGGCUGAGGUGGGCAAAUUGUUUGAGGUCAGGAGUUCAAUACCAACCGGGCCAACAUGGUGAAACCCUGUCUCUACGAAAAAUACAAAAAAUUAGCUGGGCAUGGUGGCCCAUGCCUGUAGUCCUAGCUACUCAGGAGGCUGAGGCAGGAGAAUCACUUGAACCUGGGAGUCGGAGGUUGCAGUGAGCCGAGAUUGCACCACUGCAAUUCAGCCUGAGCAACAGAAUGAGACUUCGUCUCAAAAAAAUAAAAAAAUUAAAAAAAUUAAAAGUCGGUUGUGAAAUCUUUAUUCUACCUUUUUUCUUCUGGGACCAAUAGGAAAUUUGUUUAUUGGAAGGUAACCAGUGUUUAGCAUAACUAUUUGGACUUCUUCUGUUGAACUAUGUGAUAUGUUUUGCAUAGGCAAUCAUAUCAUCUACAAAUAGAUGUUUCAGUUUUUCCUUUACACUAUUUAUGUCUUUCAUAUCUUCUACUUGUCUUACUGCACUGGCUGAGACUUUCUGUAUCGUGUUGAACAGGAGUAGCGAAGGCAGACAACUUUUUUUAUUCCUGAUGUUAAAAAGCAUAGUUUAUGGUCUUUCACCAUUAACUAUUAUCAUUAAUCGUAAUUUUUUUGUAGAUGCACUUUAUCAGGUUAAGAAAGUUCCUUCUAAUUCUGUGAAGAAAGUCAAUGGUAGCUUGAUGGGAACAGCAUUGAAUGUAUAAAUUACUUUGGGCAGUAGGGCCAUUUUCAUGAUAUUGAUUCUUCCUAUCCAUGAGCAUGGAAUGUUUCUCCAUUUGUUUGUGUCCUCUCGUAUUUCCUUGAGCAGUGGUUUGUAGUUUUCCUUGAAGAAGUCCUUCAAAUCCCUUGUUAAGUUGUAUUCCUAGGUAUUUUAUUCUCUUUGUAGCAAUUGUGAAUGGAAGUUCACUCAUGAUUUGGCUCUCUGUGUGUCUGUUAUUGGUGUAGAGGAAUGCUUAUGAUUUUUGCACAUUGAUUUUGUAUCCUGAGACUUUGCUGAAGUUGCUUAUCAGUGUAAGGACCAAAAAAGAUCCUGUAUAGCCAAGACAAUCCUAAGCAAAAAGAACAAAGCUAGAGGCAUCACAUUACCUGACUUCAAACUAUACUACAAGGCUACAGUAACCAAGACAGCAUGGUCCUGGUACCAAAACAGAUGUAUAGACAAAUGGAACAGAACAGAGGCCUCAGAAAUAACACCACACAUCUACAACCAUCUGAUCUUUGACAAACCUGACAAAAACAAGCAAUGGGUUAAGGAUUCCCUAUUUAAUAAAGAUGUUGGGAAAACUGGCUAGCUAUAUGCAAAAAAACCGAUACUGAACCCCUUCCUUAAACCUUAUACAAAAAUUAACUCAAGAUGGAUUAAAGGUUUAAACACAAGACCUAAAACGAGAAAAACCCUAGAAGAAAACCUAGGCAAUACCAUUCAGGACAUAGGCAUGGGCAAAGACUUCAUGACUAAAACAC